AUGGCUGCCAGUGAACCCUCCAGAUACCUGGCAAGGUCAUUGCCUCGGGCUUUUGCCCCAUCGGCCAUCCCCAAGGGCUUCUGCUUUCGCCGCAAUGCCUCCGAUCAAGCGUCGUCCAAGGCACCGGUCGAAAUCAACGAUGUCGAGUCAGCGGGCUCCCUAACUAGCACUCCAGUGCCGGAGGACGUCGUGAAGUCCUUUGAUCCCAUCGCAAAAUCCAAGGGCCGCAAGAAGCAGCUGCCGCGGAGUCGUUACCAAUUCCGUUCGCCGAAAUAUGAUCGCGGUCCGCUCCAUCCUCACCGACCUCCGCCUCCCUCUGACCCCUCUUCCCGUCUCUUCGUUCCUGGUCCGUUCACCCUGCCCAGAGUUGAGCAGACCUACCAGUCCACCGUCGCCUCGGACAUCCUCGCCCUCUGCUAUGUACAUACCCCUCCCGGCUUCAAGCCGCCGCCGAAAUCCCCCCGUCUUCGCUCGUGGGACGACAGCUCGCCUUACCACAAGAACCGACAACUGCGCGGACCCCGUGGCGGUGAUGUCCUGCGCCUCCUUCGCAAACCCAUCACUUUCAACAACGUCCCGGAGCUAGAGCGUAUCACCAUCCACAGUUACGUCAAGGGCGCGGCGCAGGAGAACUCGUCGUGGAUUCACGUCGCUGGUAUGGCCGUCCAGGCCAUCUCGAACGUGCGGGUUUCGACAUUCAAGUCCAAGACCAGCGUUGCCACCUGGGGCAUCGCUCCCGGCAGGGACACGGUUGCCGUCAAGGCCGAGCUGCGCGGCGAGAACAUGCUCCAUUUCUUCUCUAAGCUGGUGGACGUUGUGCUGCCCAAGAUCAAGGAUUGGGAAGGUGUCAAGGGCACCAGCGGUGACAGCAGUGGUAACAUCACCUUCGGUCUGGAUCCCGAGAGCGUGGCUCUUUUCCCGGAGAUCGAGGUCAACUAUGACAUGUACCCCCCUAAGCUGAUUCCCGGUGCUCACAUCACCAUCCACACAAGCGCCAAGACCGACAAGGAUGCCCGUCUUCUGCUCAGCGCCAUGGGUGUUCCGUUCUACGGAAAGUUGGUUGAUUAG
Aspergillus affinis is the source of this 1068-nucleotide messenger RNA. Its product is annotated as mitochondrial 54S ribosomal protein uL5m. The coding region runs from base 1 to 1068 and encodes 355 amino acids. The record is from RefSeq and is a predicted model, not a curated record. The transcript has 3 exons. NCBI's taxonomy places the organism in Eukaryota, Fungi, Ascomycota, Eurotiomycetes, Eurotiales, Aspergillaceae. Gene Ontology annotation, biological process: translation. Gene Ontology annotation, cellular component: ribosome; cytosolic large ribosomal subunit. Gene Ontology annotation, molecular function: structural constituent of ribosome; RNA binding.